GCGCAUAAUAGCGCAGCAGUCAGAGACAGAGACUGAAACAAAAACUAACAAUAAACCACAGAUGGAAGAAAGAGAGUAAACACACACAUUUGUCCUCUACCAUUUUUAGCAAACAAAAGCUUUACCUUUCUUCUCUUCCAUUCUAUUUAUCUUCAUUGCGCCUUUUGCCUAGGGCUUUUUUCUGAUAUUUAUUCCCUAGUACUUUAUAGCAUUCAAUUCCAUUGAAGAAAAGUUACAAAACCUUAAAUUGACUUUUUCUUUUUGGAAAAAUACACCGACAUUGUUCUUAUUAUGUGGCCGUGGCCGUAGAAAGAAAGAGAAAUCACGUGGAGAUUGCUAUUGAAGCAUUGCUGAGACGAACGACAAAAGGCUCGUUUUGGUGAGAGUGUAGGUUCGUUUUCUGCUUGUUGGUUAAACGAGAAUUCAAGAACCGAUGCACAAGGUUCACUAUUCAUGGGUUUUGGCAUGGAAGGAUGAUGAAGUGUCUUCUUUGGUCCACUCCGUGUGCUUUCUUGCCUUGCAAAAUGAAUCCUCACCAUGAUGCUUCUAGAAAGCAUAGAAAGCUCUCGAACUCAAGGCUUGCAAAUCCACUACUCCAGCUACUAUGCCCAAGUCCAGGUUUUUUCUACUUCUGGUUUCUUCAACUUUCUACCAUGGGUCUGAAUGAAAAACCUUUACACCUACAUAGUCGAAAUAAAGUUCAACAUCCCUUGGCUGUAUCCAGACAUGCUUUCGGUGAUCUAUCCAAUGUUUCUCCAGUGGUUUUUCUCUACCUCUUAAAGGAAUGCUAUGUCUACGGAACCUGCAAGGCGACUGCCAAGUUUCGUGUUCUGCAACAGCAAGUGUUUGAAUCUCUGUACAAUGAUCCUCGGCCCGGAGCAGCCAUCUUUGUUGCUCAGUGCCUGUACGUGUUGCCUAUAUUUGAGUCACACUGUGAUGGAUUCAGUCAUUUGAUAAUAUCUGCUCUUCAUCGUUUCCUGAAAGUGGGAAAUGGCAUGAAAGGUAUAUUGAAAGCUAAACUAUUUGCUGCCAAAUUGUUUCUGGCUAUUGUUAAUGGCACUCUGGUUCAUGAUGAAAGAAUCCUAGUCAAAAUCCUUGAACUUUUUGAUGUCAGUCUGUCAAACAUAGAAAAAGCUAUGUAUGAUACAGAUGAGAAGGAUCAAACAUGCCAUGAGAUGGCUAAGGUAUUGGUUGAACAAUAUAUUCUUAGGUUAGUAGAAUCCCAGUCAUACAUGACCGCAGUUUCUUUGUUGGAGCACUUUUCUAUCCGGGAAUCUGGGGAAUCUUUUCUACUUAAAAUGAUGGAAAGCAAACAAUACAGAGCGGCAGAAAAGUGGGCAACUUUUAUGGGGAAGCCAAUCUUGUGUACCCUUGUCCAAGAAUACGUUGACAGAAAACUGCCAAAGCAUGCUUUUGAUGUUAUAAGGCAACACAAUCUUCGGAAGGAGUNCGUUGCUGAGGCGAGAGUGAAAGAUGAUCCACAACUUCUUGAGUACUUGGUUUAUUUGGCUAUGGAAGCUGGUUACAUGGAGAAGGUUGAGGAACUCUGUGAACGGUAUUCCCUUGAAGGUUUCAUAAAUGCCAAAGCGCUUGAGGCAAAUUUUCCGAAAGACCGAUACUUGCAGCUUGAUGAAUUGUCAAUAAAGGAAGUAGUCUGGGUAGAUGAAGUGAAUGGCUUGCAUGAUGCUACAUGCCACAUUGAAGAAUGUAAAGUUGUGGGCAUUGAUUGUGAGUGGAAGCCUAAUUACGAAAAGGGAAGCUCAUCUAACAAGGUUUCUAUCAUGCAGAUUGCUUCUGACAACAAGGUUUAUAUACUUGAUCUGAUAAAGUUAUAUGAAGAUGCUCCGGAUGUAUUGGAUGACUGCUUAACCUGCAUAUUGCAUUCAACAAGAGUACUGAAGCUUGGUUACAACUUCCAGUGUGACAU
Messenger RNA from Nicotiana tabacum (common tobacco), 1927 nucleotides. The record is from RefSeq and is a predicted model, not a curated record. Lineage: Eukaryota; Viridiplantae; Streptophyta; Magnoliopsida; Solanales; Solanaceae.